AGCAGGAUGUCCAUAUGGACAACACUAAUCCCUCCAGCAACCACCUUAGCAACACCCCUAGCAACCACCUCCAGCAAAGCUACGAUCCCCAGGAGAACCCAGACAACAAGAAGCGAGCACCUCGUCUCCUGGACAGAGAGCAGCUGUCUAGGAGACCCUCCUACAGGAAGAUACUGGACGAGUUAGCCAGUGAGAGCGGGGCUGAUAACAAGCAGGAUGGGGAGAUUAACCGGGUGGUUACCCUGGAGACCCAACAACAACACCCUCAGGUCUCUCAACCUGAUGUCAUCACCAUUAACAACACCAACCCUCCACAUCAGCAGCAGAUACUAGCCGGCCCCCAGGCUAGUAACAUGGGUGGAAUGUUCCACGUAACUACAGAUGUGAUGUCCAUGUUAGCCUCCACUCUUACAAACUCUACCAAUAAUACUGGCAUCCAGCCAACAGUGGUCACCCUCCCCCAGGGUGCUAACUCCGACCAGUUUGCUACUAUCAUGAGCUUCAACAACAACCAGGCUGAGCUACAGAACCUCAGUGCUACCCAGGUGCUGAGUAACGUGAUCCAAGCACCCAGGAAUGCGGUUAGAGCCGCUCCUUACUACAAUAUCCACCUGCCUCCUAGCAACCAGGGGGUUAUGACUCAGGGAGGAAUGUCAGGUGGUAACCACCAGACUCCCCAGCAGUUAGCGGAUGUGGCCAGCAAGAAACGGGAGAUACGGUUCAUGAAGAACAGAGAGGCAGCACGACACUGUCGGGUUAAGAAGAAGGAGUACUUGAAGUGCUUGGAGGAGCGGGUACAGAUCCUGGAGGGGCAGAACAAGAAACUUAUUGACGAGCUAAAGGCGCUGAAAGAGUUCUACAUGCAACACAAGAAGGAUUAUCCAGACCAUAACAUCUGAGGAGCUAGCAUAUUAUGAGCAUUUUAUGAGCAUAAUCCCUUGGAUCAUAUUAUCUUGAUGUACCCUGCUCGAUACGCGAGGAGUUAUUCAGAAGAUAAGGAUUAUUGAGAUAAGAUGGCCGUAUUUCUGUAUUUGUUGUGGAUAUCACGCCGAGUACACGAAAAUACGAGAGAAAGGAUUAUACAUCUUUGAUUUUUUACAUCUGUUAUAAUUGGUCGAGUACACGGCCAUAAAGAUUCUUUACGGGCUAAACAAUGAAAUAAAACGAUGCAACUCUUCAACUGGGAUUUUUAUCAUGCUUUAGAAGGACUGGCUAACCAUUUCAAAGUUUCAGAUCUUAUCGAUCUUAAAAUUAUUGUUCUAUCAUGGUAUAAAACUUUCAAGGUGUUGUAAUAUUUUGGGAUGAUUUUGAAAUAAGUUUAGUAUGCAAAUAAAAGGGGACAUAUUACCACUAGUGAAAGUGGGUUUAAUUAUUACUACUACCACUAUAUAAGUAGUUAUACAGCUGCUAUAUGUGUUUCUAUAUUAUGCUACGCUUAAUCCAUAUGUUGUCGCUGAUGUGGAGUUAUCAAUUAAAGGUUAAUAACAAUUGUUAACUAAGCGUUGAUUAAAAUAAGCGAGCGAUAAAACAACCGUUUUUUUGAGGUGAAGGACCUUCAAACCUCACACACAUUUACAAAUAUCUGAAUAAUUUGUUAUCAUCCGUACUUAUGUUGCAUUGUGAAUGCAUUGGUUUAAAACUGUGUUUUGAAACAAUUUUAUAACAUAUUUUUGAAGC
Bolinopsis microptera is the source of this 1677-nucleotide messenger RNA. Its product is annotated as cAMP-responsive element modulator-like. Bases 15 to 899 code for a protein of 294 amino acids. Gene Ontology annotation, cellular component: transcription regulator complex; nucleus. Gene Ontology annotation, biological process: regulation of transcription by RNA polymerase II. The transcript has a single exon. Lineage: Eukaryota; Metazoa; Ctenophora; Tentaculata; Lobata; Bolinopsidae. Gene Ontology annotation, molecular function: DNA-binding transcription factor activity, RNA polymerase II-specific; protein binding; RNA polymerase II cis-regulatory region sequence-specific DNA binding. The record is from RefSeq and is a predicted model, not a curated record.